Messenger RNA from Ornithodoros turicata, 2160 nucleotides. RefSeq names its product endothelin-converting enzyme 1-like. Gene Ontology annotation, biological process: protein processing. Gene Ontology annotation, cellular component: plasma membrane. The record is from RefSeq and is a predicted model, not a curated record. The transcript is spliced from 2 exons. Gene Ontology annotation, molecular function: metalloendopeptidase activity. The coding region runs from base 104 to 2122 and encodes 672 amino acids. Lineage: Eukaryota; Metazoa; Arthropoda; Arachnida; Ixodida; Argasidae.
AACGUUCAUCUCGUGAUCUCGAAGAAGAAGAAGAAUAUUACCAGCGGAGGGCGGUUGUACCGAGAGCUCCGCACCUACAAUAUCUCAUCGCUCGCCGCCAGUCAUGUCGGACGAACUGCACGUGCUCCAUGACGAGGAUAAGCCAGGACGAAACCUAAACAAGAUCUACUUCACAGUAGGAGUCCUUAGCGGCUGCAUCCUAGUGCUCUUCUCGACAUGUGCCGUUGCCAUCAGCUCUCACGUUGCCCCCAAUGCGUCCACCCUCAACGUGAACGGCACCUGCCACACUCACCCCUGCCACCUACUUCGACAACGACUCAAUGCUUCCCUCAACCCCAGCCAACAGCCUUGCACAAAUUUCUACCGCUUCGUCUGCAGCCGCAACGGCAGUGACCAACUGGCCGGCCAGAUGGCGUUCGACCAAAUAUGGACGGAGGAAGCUCUGCACAAAGCGUUCCACAAGGUGGACGACAACCCCUGGAUGCCAAGCACGGGUCAAACCGAUGCGCAAAAGUUCGCAGCCUUUUACCUGUCCUGUUGUCGUAUCCUGAGCCCGCACGCGCACAACGUGAAAAGUCUUAAGCAGUUCCUCCGGUUCUUCAACUUUUCUUGGCCCAAGGUUCGCGCGAAUCAGACGCAGGCAUUCGAUUUGAUCGUAAGGAUGGAGCUUCAGUACAACAUGGGAGUGUUUUUCCGUUUCGGAAUCUCUCUGAAGCGAGCGAAUGCCUGGGACUUCACUCUGAAGCCGCCAAGGAUGUCGAAAUUCAUCUACUCCCCAACACGCAAAGAAAAGUACGUCAUGUACCUAGACAAGUUGGUCAAGCUGAUGAGCAGGGCGAAAAGACACGUCAGCAUCGUAGACUCAAUAUUAAGAAUGGAGGAAGAGCUUUAUCAGCUGGCUCUCUUGCAAGAUAAACAGCGCGUGGACAUCAGGAACUUGGCCUCGUUAACUCCUGGCAUUGGCCCAGGAAUGUGGAUCGAGACAUUCGGCAAGUACUUUGCGCUGUCCAAGUUCUUCACCAACCACACCGUAGUCAUUCGAAGCUCCCGAUAUUUCCAGGCGUUGUUCUCCUCUCUGUCACACAAAGAAGGCGCUCUUUACUUGGGGUGGCGAGUGGCUCGCUUUGCGGGCUGUUUCACGCACCAAGUUCGAACCCUAGAGGAGGCCGUACAGCUCAACUUCGACUCUUGCAGCCAACCUAUUCACAAACCGAAACAUUUCUGCCGCGCUGUGGCAUCGAAACUGAUGCUCCCUCAGCUUGUAGCUUUCGCAACCAGUGCUCUGACAAGCCAGGAGGAGGUCCAAGGAGUCCACACCAUAGUCGAAAAUGUCAGGAAAUCUAUCGUUAACGGUAUCACCCUGAACCCCUGGCUCGACAACCAAACCAAGAUAAUGGGGCUCGAAAAGUUGAAGAAAAUACGUUACCUUUUCCCAGAGAUGGAUAACACAACUGUUACAGAGUUGCCUGAUAUGGGACCGGAUUUCUUGCAGAACUGGAUUCAUGUAGCUGCAAGGGGAAGCGCCGGCAAUAUAAACGUCGAAGGUCGUAUCAAGCGCCUGUACCAGGAACAAGUGCACUUCGAUAUAUUUAAGAACCAACUUCAUGUUCCCGUUUCCGCCACCAAACUCCCGCUUUAUUCCGAUCAGUUACCAGCUUCCGCAAAUUACGGCCGACUUGGACAACUGGUGGCUAACGGAAUCUUACGUAGCCUCGACGCCCAAGGGAAGGCCGUGGACGAGAGAGGCCGCAAGAAUCUCUGGUGGUCCCAAAACUUCACAAACAUCUACAAAGGUCGUAGGGCGUGCUUCGCUAGGUCGUACAACGCGACAAGUAAAUCGAACAAAGCAAACAUCGUGGAAGACGUCAUCAAUAGCGCUGCGAUUCGUUACGCUUACAGCGCUUACAAGGCUGUCGAAGACAAGACUGAUGGUGCUAUACUAGAGGGCUUCAGCGCGGAUCAGACUUUCUUUUUGUCUUAUUGUCACGCGUUCUGCGAUAAUGUCAAGGACGGGGAGAACCGCUGUAACAAGCCCUUGGCGAAUACGGAGGAGUUUUCCCGCGCUUUUGUGUGCAGGCCCAACGAUCCGAUGAGUCCUAGUGAUAGGUGCUACCUGUGGUGACCUAUGGCAGAUGGCCAGAUUAAAGCUGGCUGAAAGUA